This is a messenger RNA of Podarcis muralis (Common wall lizard), 2875 nucleotides long. RefSeq names its product ATP-dependent 6-phosphofructokinase, muscle type. Gene Ontology annotation, cellular component: membrane; 6-phosphofructokinase complex; cytoplasm. Gene Ontology annotation, biological process: fructose 1,6-bisphosphate metabolic process; fructose 6-phosphate metabolic process; canonical glycolysis. Gene Ontology annotation, molecular function: AMP binding; monosaccharide binding; ATP binding. Lineage: Eukaryota; Metazoa; Chordata; Lepidosauria; Squamata; Lacertidae. The record is from RefSeq and is a predicted model, not a curated record.
GGCAGAGGGCUACAAGGAGCACUCCAGACCCGGCUGUGGCCCCUGUGGCAGGACAAGGAGGCACCGAAGACCAAGGGCAUUUCCCCCAUCUUUAAGAAACUCUUCUUGUUGACUUUCCAGCCCGGAGAAUGUCGCACACAAUGGUAAAACAUGAGCACGCCGACACGAUGGGGAUUGGCAAGGCCAUCGCCGUGUUGACAUCUGGAGGAGAUGCCCAGGGUAUGAAUGCUGCUGUCCGGGCAGUGGUCAGAGUGGGAAUAUACACCGGGGCCAAAGUGUACUUUGUUCAUGAGGGCUACCAAGGGCUUGUGGACGGUGGUGACAAUAUUAAGGAAGCAACAUGGGAAAGUGUGUCCAUGAUGCUGCAACUGGGUGGCACUGUCAUCGGGAGUGCCAGGUGUAUGGACUUCCGUGCGCGCGAAGGACGCCUGAAGGCUGCUCGCAACCUGGUGAAGAGAGGAAUCACAAACUUGUGCGUGAUCGGGGGAGACGGCAGCUUGACUGGAGCAGAUACCUUCCGAGCGGAGUGGACCAGUUUGCUGCAGGAGCUGGUUAAGACAGGUGGCAUCACGGCAGAAGAAGCCAGCAAGUCUAGUUACCUAAACAUUGUUGGCAUGGUUGGAUCUAUUGAUAACGACUUUUGUGGCACUGACAUGACCAUUGGCACAGACUCCGCUCUCCACAGGAUAAUGGAAAUAGUGGAUGCUAUCACCACCACUGCUCAGAGUCACCAGAGGACAUUUGUGCUGGAGGUCAUGGGUCGUCACUGUGGUUACCUAGCCCUUGUAACAGCCUUGGCAAGUGGUGCAGACUGGGUUUUCAUUCCAGAAUCUCCACCAGAGGAUGACUGGGAGGAUCACUUGUGCAGGAGGCUAACUGAGACAAGAACCCGAGGCUCAAGGCUGAACAUCAUUAUUGUGGCUGAAGGAGCUAUUGACAAGCACGGCAAGCCGAUCACCUCAGAAGACAUUAAAAGUCUGGUUGUGAAACGCCUGGGCUAUGACACAAGAGUCACCAUCCUUGGACAUGUGCAGCGUGGUGGGACCCCCUCUGCCUUUGAUCGCAUCCUGGGAAGCAGGAUGGGUGUGGAAGCUGUCAUGGCGCUACUGGAGGGAACUCCUGAUACUCCAGCAUGUGUUGUCAGCCUCUCUGGUAACCAAGCUGUCCGUCUUCCUCUCAUGGAGUGCGUCCAAGUAACUAAAGAUGUCACAACAGCAAUGAAUGAGGGACGGUUUGAUGAAGCUCUUAAACUUAGGGGAAGGAGUUUCCAAAACAACUGGAAUGUUUACAAGAUUUUGGCCCAUGUUCGCCCACCCUCUGCAAAGAGCGGCUACAACCUGGCAGUGAUGAACGUAGGUGCACCAGCAGCUGGCAUGAAUGCAGCCGUGAGGUCUACCGUUAGAAUUGGAUUGAUCCACGGCCAUAGGAUGCUAGCUGUGCACGACGGGUUUGAAGGCCUAGCCGAAGGAAAGAUUGAAGAAAUUGGAUGGGGAGGAGUCGGCGGCUGGACUGGGAGAGGUGGAUCGAGUCUUGGAACCAAAAGGACUCUACCUAAGAAGUACUUUGAGCAAAUCAGCAACAACAUCGCCAGUUUUAACAUCCAUGGGCUGAUCAUAAUUGGUGGCUUUGAGGCUUUCACCGGCAGCCUGGAGUUGAUUGAAGGCCGAGCCAAGUUUGAAGAGCUCUGUAUCCCGCUCUGUGUUAUUCCUGCCACCGUCUCCAACAACGUUCCUGGCUCUGACUUCAGCAUUGGUGCAGACACAGCCCUCAACACCAUCACAUCAACUUGUGACCGUAUCAAACAGUCUGCAGCUGGCACCAAGAGGAGGGUGUUCAUCAUUGAGACCAUGGGAGGAUAUUGCGGCUACCUGGCUACCAUGGCGGGACUGGCUGCUGGAGCAGAUGCAGCCUAUAUUUAUGAGGAUCCUUUCACCAUCCAUGACUUGGAAAUGAAUGUGGAACAUCUGACUGAGAAAAUGAAGACCACAGUGAAGAGAGGUCUCAUAUUGAGGAAUGAAAAGUGCAAUGAGCACUAUAACACCGAGUUCAUAUACAACUUGUAUUCUGAGGAAGGGAAAGGCGUCUUUGACACCAGGAAGAACGUCUUGGGACACAUGCAGCAGGGCGGCUCACCAACUCCGUUUGACAGAAACUUUGGAACGAAAAUGGGUGCUAAAGCAGUGGCGUGGAUGUCCGGCAAGAUUAAAGAGUGUUCCAGGCAUGGUCGCAUCUUUGCCAACAGCCCUGAUUCAGCUUGCCUCCUGGGCAUGCGCAGACGGGCCCUUGUAUUCCAGCCCCUCUCCGAACUCAAAGAGCAGACCGAUUUUGAGCACCGCAUCCCCAGAACACAGUGGUGGCUGAAGCUUCGUCCCAUCUUGAAGAUUCUUGCCAAGUACAAGAUUGAGUUGGAUACCUCUGAGACAGCUCAAAUAGAACAUAUCACUCGCAAGAGAGUAUCCGGAGAAGGCGCCCUGUGAACAGCUAGCAGCUCUCCCUUUUAGUUCUGACACUUAAGGAGACCUCUAAAGCAAAGUAUUUAUUUUUUUCAGUCCCCUUCCCCAGUUUAGCAUGCAGCUGUCUCAUCUAGUGUUUUGUGUAAUGACUGGGACUGCAUGCCUGCCAUAAAUGGAGGAGGCAACACCAAAUGUCAUCUAGUGCCAUGUCAUCUAGUGCCAUAUCUGCAGUAUGUGAAUGAAUGAGUUAAAGGGAAAUGUAUGUUAUUAUAUUCUACUCUUCCUUUUAGAAAGCUCAAGACCGCUGACAUGGGGCUCCUGGUGGUCUUCUAUUCAGGCACCAGGUCUACUUUUUCUUCUGCUUUACUGGUGCUUAUAAGGUUAGGUGGCCCUCUGUCUGAGGGUGGAGUGGGGAUUUCAAA